Messenger RNA from Medicago truncatula (barrel medic), 1807 nucleotides. Its product is annotated as F-box only protein 13. NCBI's taxonomy places the organism in Eukaryota, Viridiplantae, Streptophyta, Magnoliopsida, Fabales, Fabaceae. The record is from RefSeq and is a predicted model, not a curated record. Gene Ontology annotation, molecular function: protein binding. The transcript is spliced from 2 exons. Bases 352 to 1563 code for a protein of 403 amino acids.
AUUAAGCCACUCCACUCGUGUGUGUUGCUUUGUUUGUGCGUGUGUUUGUGUCUUUGUGAGUAUCAAAGUGUCAACAAUCCAUUGUUGUUAAACAAAUAUUAUUAUUAUUCUUAUUAUAAAAGUGAUCCCUACGAACCUUCCUCCCUCUCUCUUUGUGUUGUGGACAAAUUCACUUUCCCUUUUUCACUUUUUUUGGAUUUCAUUCAUUUUAAACACCUAAUCCAUACCUCCAUUUUCAUUCAUUCAUUCAUUCUCUCUUCUGUCUCAGUCUGUGUGUUUUACACUCUCACCUUGCACUUGCACUUGCACCUGCUCAAACACCUUCAGUUGUUUGCUCUAAAUUUGUGAUCAAUGGAGCAUAGAUUGAAAAGAAAGUCUCCAGAGAAUGGAUUCAACAGUUUUUCACUGGAUGAUCUGAAUGAAGAUGUCUUUGAAAAGGUACUUUCGUGGUUACCGACUUCCAGUUUCUUUCGCCUUACUUCGGUGUGCAAGAGAUGGAAAUCAGCUGCUGAUUCUGCGAGUUUCAAGCUUGCUUGCUCACACAUCCCCACAAGGGAUCCUUGGUUUUUCAUGGUUGCUCCCGAUCUCAACCAAUCUGUAAUUUUUGACUUGGCUGAAAACAGUUGGAAAAGACUCAAUCAUCCGAAUCUUCUGCUCGAAGAUUCCAACAAAAGUUGCAUUCCUGUUGCAGCUUCUAAUGGCCUGGUUUGCUACCGAACAUCGUCGGGAAACUUCAUUGUGUCCAAUCCUGUGACCGGAUCUUCUACCGAACUCCCUCCAUUGAAUUUCACCUCAGAAAAUCAAUCUCUCAAUGCUGUUGUUAUGAGUACAACAUCUUUCAAUGGCCAAAUAUCCUACAAGAUUGUAUUAGUCUUCGGUGAACUUCCCAAUCUUUCAUUUAAAGUCUAUAACUCAAGCUCUGCCUGUUGGGAAGACGAGAAUGCUCUUGGGAGGAAGGUCGAUGAUAGUUCAGCGGAUUGUGAUUCAACCGAUGACAAUGUUGUGUACUUUCUGAGCAAGGCUGGAAAUGUGGUAGCAAGUAGCAUGCAGAGAAGUCCAACCAAGCAAUAUUCGUCGGUCAUUACUAACCAAGACGGUCAAGAGGUAGUCUAUUUUUUGAGUUCGUCUGGGACCGUUGUAGCUUGCAAUUUGACCUGCACGUGUUUCUUUGAGUACCCUAGGCUAUUGCCAGUUUUUUGCGAGUACUCUAUCGAUAUUGUGGAGUGUAAUGGUGAGAUGAUAGUUGUUUUGUUAUCGGAAUUCUUGGAAACUACAAGUCUUAGGGUGUGGAGAUUCGAUGAGACCAACCGAUGCUGGCAACAGAUUGCAGCAAUGCCAGCAGCAAUGUCUCAUGAAUGGUACGGAAAGAAGCCGGAUAUCAAUUGUGUUGGUGCCGGUUCUCGGAUUUUUAUAUGCUUGAACUCUCCUGAGCUAUGUACUUAUGUUCUGUGUGAUUUGGUAACCAACAACUGGGUUGAAUUGCCAAAAUGUCACAUUAAUGGAGAAGUCAUGGAGUUUAUGUCGGCAUUUUCUUUCGAGCCGAGGAUAGAAGCUUCUGUUUGAGAGUGAAAUGCCCUAGUUGGAUAUCUUGGUUUUAUUUAUCAACCAUUUUUUAUGUUCUGUUGUUAGCUUGCAUUUUAUUUUGAUUUGUGCUUAAUUUUUUUUUUCUUCAUGCAACAUAGCUAGAUAUGGAAGCUAACCAAAUGAUUUGAUUGUUGACAGAUUAUAUUGUAAUUUUCUUAAUUGAUUGUCAGAUGUAACAUUGUUCUCAUUUAGUGGUAUUAUCAAUGAAUGAUCUUGUUCAUGA